This is a messenger RNA of Cajanus cajan (pigeon pea), 3402 nucleotides long. Its product is annotated as putative disease resistance protein At4g27220. Gene Ontology annotation, molecular function: ADP binding. The record is from RefSeq and is a predicted model, not a curated record. NCBI's taxonomy places the organism in Eukaryota, Viridiplantae, Streptophyta, Magnoliopsida, Fabales, Fabaceae.
UUUUCCCCUGCUUCUUCACUAAUCCCUUGUUUUAUUGGUGGUGUUGGUUCACAUGCACAUGUAUCAUAGUGAUCAUUUGUAUAUAUGAGCAUAUAUCCCACAGAAUAAGGAUCACUGGAUCAGAAGCUUUCUGUGUGUCGCCUGAAUUAUACACCAAGAAUUCAAACUUAUAUUCAGGAGCAUGCUAUGGCUGCUAAUGUCAUAGAGGGCUUGGUAAAAAUCAGUGAAACAUAUUCUCUUAUCUUGGAUCUGCUCAGCGGAUUCAACAUCUUCAAUGAUAACGUACGAGGACUAGAAAUGAAACUUGAAGAGCUCUGCAGCCUGGAAUAUGACAUAAACAAAGAGCUAAAAUUUGCAGAGCUACAACAAGGCAAGAAAAGGAAACGCGAAGUUGAAAAUUGGCUGAGAAAUGUUCAAAGGAAGAAAAUUGAAGUCUAUGGCAUAGUACAGGAAUUGAGAGAUGGUGGAGUACUUAGGCAUCUAAAGUUAACUGUACAAGUGAAGAAACUAACAGGACAAGUGACAGAUCUUGUGAAAAGUGGUAGGUUUCCUAAAGGACUUGUGGGGUGUGCACAGGAAUCAAGAGGAUAUGCAUUUCUGACAACAAAAUUAGCAGGUGCAAUGUUUCGGAAAAAUGUUGGUAAGAUAUGGGACUGGUUGAUGAAUGAUGGUGUGUUAAUUAUUGGUGUGUAUGGCAUGGGAGGAGUGGGGAAAACAAGUAUGUUGAUGCACAUACAUAAUAUGCUUUUAAAAAGUGUCACCAACUUUGAUAAUGUGUUUUGGGUGACUCUCUCACAGUCAUCUAGCAUUCACAAGUUGCAGUGUGAUGUGGCAAAAAUAGUUGGACUAGAUAUUUCCAAAGAGAAUGAUGAAAAGAAAAGAGCAGCAAGACUAUCAUGGUCAUUGAUGAGAAGGAAGAGAUGUGUCCUUUUUUUAGAUGAUGUGUGGAACCAUUUUCCUCUAGAGAAGGUGGGAAUUCCUGUGAGAGCAGAAGGGCUAAAACUGGUUUUGACAAGUCGUUCGUUGGACGUGUGUCGAAGAAUGAACUGUCAAAACAGUGUCAAAGUGGAGCCUCUUUCUAAGGAAGAAGCAUGGAGGUUAUUUGUGGACAACCUUGGACAACACACUACUCUUUCUCCAGAAGUAACUAAGGUUGCUAGAUCUGUUGCAAAAGAAUGUGCUGGUUUACCCCUUGCAGUUAUUACAAUGGCCAGGAGCAUGAGAGGGGUGGAAGAAAUUUGUGAGUGGCGGCAUGCACUCGAAGAACUAAGAAACACAGAAAUAAGGAUGGAGGAAAUGGAAAUGGAGGUACUCCGUGUGCUGAAGUUUAGCUAUGAUCACUUGAAUGAUAACAUGGUACAAGAGUGUUUUUUAUGCUGUGCAUUAUAUCCUGAAGGUUUUGACAUAGACAGGGAUGUGUUGAUAGAAAGUUUUGUUGAUGAUGGACUUGUCAAUGGAAUGAAAAGUUUGGAGGCAAUGUUUGAUGAAGGACACACCAUACUGAAUAAGCUUGAGAACAGUUGUCUUUUGGGGAAAGUGGAAAAUUAUGUUGGUGGAAGGAAAUGCAUGGGAUUACAGGAUGCCAGCAGUCAUAUAGCUAUCAGCAUGAUGAAAAGAGGUUGCCAAUGUGUGGCACCAAUAGAUAAUGUGGAAGGCUAUUAUGUGGGAAGUCAAAUGGUGAAAAUGCAUGAUUUGGUGAGGGCUAUGGCUAUUAAUAUUAUAAAGGUGAACCACCAUUUCAUGGUGAAGGCUGGGUUGCAAUUGACCGAGAUUCCAGAUGAAGAAGAAUGGACUGAGGAUCUGGAGAAGGUUUCCUUGAUGUGUAAUUGGAUACAUGAAAUUCCAACUGACAUAUCACCUAGGUGUCCUAAACUUAGAACCUUGAUUUUGAAGCAUAAUGAAUCCUUGACUUGGAUCUCAGAUUCUUUUUUUGUUCACAUGUCUGCUCUCCAAGUUCUUGAUUUGUCCUUCACAGACAUUGAGGUUUUGCCAAAAUCUGUGGCUGACUUGAACACCCUCACUGCUUUGUUGCUAACAUCUUGCAAGAGGUUGAAGCACAUGCCUUCACUAGCAAAGCUGCAGGGCUUAGUAAGGUUGGACCUAUCUUUUACAGCAAUCACAGAAAUACCUCAAGGUUUGGAAAUGUUGGUCAACCUUAGAUGGCUUAAUCUUUAUGCAAAAAACUUGGUGUCCACAGGAAAAGAAAUAGCAAAAUUGACUCGCCUCCAAUUUCUUAUUCUCCAUUGGUGGUCCAGAAAGAUAAAAGUGAAAGUAGAGCAUGUAUCAUGCCUGAGGAAGUUGGAAACUUUUGCAGCUAACUUAUACAACAUUCAUCAUUUCAAUGCCUAUGUGAAAACAAUGCAUAAAUAUGGACCUAGAAGUUACCUUCUUCAGUUAGACACUGAAGAGUCUCUUGGUAGACCUCCAUGGUGCUUUUUUGCUGAAGUUUGUUUCAGCAAGGAUGCGAUCAUUUCAAAUUGCAAAAUCACAACAGGAGAAACACCCCUUGUGCUCCCUUUAGACAUUCAGCGCUUGAAGAUUGAAAGAUGUCAUGACAUAAGAAGCUUAUGUGAUGUUUUGUCAUUAAAAAAUGCCAGUUCUUUGAAACGCUGUGAGAUUGCUGAUUGUGAUGGACAAGAGUACUUGUUUUCUUCAUCUUGCUCUUCCUCAUGUUGCACUUCUCUUCACAACCUAGAAUCGGUGGAACUCUACAGCCUGAAAAGCUUGCACAUUCUGUGCAAGGAAAAUGAAGCUGUAGCUCACACUUUUCGACCACGAGGAGCAUUUGCUUAUCUCAAGUAUUUUUGCAUCUACCAUUGUCCCGUUAUCAAGAAGCUGCUGACACCUGGAUUGUUAGCUUAUCUACAGAACUUGGAAGAGAUAACCGUUCAUAAUUGCAAGUCGAUGGAGGAAAUAAUUUCAGUAGAUGGCAUAGAUUAUGAAAGCUCUUGUGGUAACAAAUCUGGUAUGGCCAACAUAAAGGCUGUAGUAGUCACACAUUCAAAGUUAGUAUCAUUAUCAUUGAAGCACCUACCAGAACUCAGGAGCAUAUGUAAAGGACUAAUGGUAUGUGAGUCUCUACAAAACUUUAGGAUCUUUGAAUGUCCAAAACUUGUUAGGCUCCCUGAAACUACUACCCCAGUUCAGACUCUUUACGAUUCUUUUUGACUGAGACCAUAGUCUAGGAUUAACUAUUAGAUAUACAUUGAUGGGGUCGGGUGACUGAAAUCUAAUUGAAAAUUUGUUGAUUGAAAUGUAAAUAUUGAUGAAGACUGUAUGAUUAAUUGAUUGCAUUAUCUAAUUUAUGAAAUCCUAAGUGGAGACUAUUCUGACAAUGGUGGAGUGGAAUGUGUAUACAAACUAAUGUCUAAUGUUAAUAUAGAAGUUUAACUUCUCACCUAU